Molecule: messenger RNA, 1028 nt
Organism: Cydia splendana
Lineage: Eukaryota; Metazoa; Arthropoda; Insecta; Lepidoptera; Tortricidae
Exons: 2
Coding region: 63-1028 (321 amino acids)
Source: RefSeq, a predicted model, not a curated record
GGAAAUGUUAGGUAUCCUAAUUUUAGCCGUUGUAUGUUAUUAACCGUAGCCGCAAAUUUAUUAUGCUAUCUGAGUUAGUGUCCAUUCGUGAAAGGUUAAAUAAAUUAAGAGAAGAUAUUGUAAAGUUAGGUCCAGAGAGGCGACGGAAAGAAAUAGGUAGAAAGAAACUAGACGAAUCAAACGAAUUAUAUAAUCGCGCGGCGGAUAUUGUGUCUCAGUUACAGAAGCAAACGGAAAAAUAUAAAAUUUCAGAAUUAGAGUUAGCUAAUAAGCAUAUAAACGAUAUUGCCGACACUUACAGUAGGAUAAAGAUAGCAUUAAAUUAUUUUGAUACAGAAUCUCAAACAGACGGAAAAAUGGCUAAGCCCAGUUUUGAUGUCAAGACGGCCAUCGCCUUGUUGCCCGUCAUGACGGGGCAGGAGGAUACCACUAAACAAUUAAUAGACGGUAUUCUAAUGUACAGUUCCAUUAUUAAUAGCGAAACUCAACAGGUUUUAAUAGACUUCGUCCUAAAAACAAGACUUUCAUCUAGCGCUAAGCUCAGAUUAAAGACGUCAUAUAGUAGCGUAGAAUUACUUGUCACGGAUAUGCGCACAUUUUUACUACCUAAAAAAUCGUCCGAAUCGAUUCAGGCUCAACUAUACAGAGCUAGGCAAGGUAGGAGAACUAUAGAGGCAUUCGGAGCCGAGAUCGAGGAUCUUUUCGUCAACCUGACCAUAUCUCAGGCCGACGGUAACGAUAGCAGGUACGAUAUACUUCGUCCGCUGAACGAGAAAUCAGCCAUUAAACGGUUUGCAGACGGUCUAGCAGACCCAAAAUUAAGCACAAUAAUAUCAUCUAGGCAAUUUACGUCAUUGCCCGAAGCAAUCAGGACGGCCAUUGACGAGCACAGCUCAUCACCACAACAGGAUCAAGUCCUACAUUAUGGACGGGGACAUUCUCUGCAGCUACAGUUCGCCGACCUGCGCACCCGCCCGCUCGACCGAAUACGCGUGCUCAGCACAUGCAACCGUCACACGAUAAUGUAA